AGCUACACUUUUAUUAGUAUUAUGCUAUUAGUUAAAUUACAGUGGUGGCUGCAAAUAAUAGUUUCAGACCUCUCCAAUAACCCCAAAGCGUUUUAAAGUCCAAAAGUCAACAUUUGUUGAAAAAUAAAUAUUUAAUAAUUUCCAAAAUGCACAACAUAUUUUGAUCUGACAGAAUGUUCUGCUUCAGUGCAUAUUUGUUGGCUCUUCCGACUGCGGCACAAAAAAAGGAGGCUUGCACCUCAAAUAACUAACCGCACAAAUAUUAUAACAUUUGUACAACCACAAAAACUACACAUCUAUUUAACCUCUAACACCAUCAUAGUUUGCUUAUUUACAUGUAUCUGCAUUUUCUCAGCGCCCCAUUAAGGCGUCAUCACUUUAUACUAGUAUGACAAAUGUGGAAAAAACACCCGUUUUAAAGCUUUUCAGUUGAAUAAAUCAAAUAGAACAAAUGUAUUUAAAAAAAGGAUUUUGUUAAGAGUUUUUAUGACAAUGGAGUUAUAAAAUAUACCGACAGACAUUUGAAACUUAAAUUGUUAUUUAUCCGCCAUUUUUCUUUCUCUACAGGAGAUACAAACUUUAUAAUUUUGGACUAAAUGUGUUACUUUUCAUUUCAAAUAGUUUUGGCCCCAGAAUAAAUUGAUAUUAGGUGUAUAUCAGUGUUAUACGUUUUUCUGAGUUUAUGUGUAAACUGGAUCCAAGAUGCAGGAUUUUGUCCCUGGACCCCCAAGUGAGUAUUUCAUGUUUUUGUUACUGUAUAAAAGGCAUCAGGUUACUGGAACACAUAGAAGCUGUAUAGGGAUAUGUGGAUUUUAUGUCAUAUAUUAUUCUUCAUACGCACAAGCAGUGUUAUGCAGCAAUUAUUUUUUUAAUGAAUUUCUUUAUCCUGCAGUGUUAAACAAAUAUGGUUCCUGCUGCAUUGUGUUGGAAAUCAACAUAAAGUGCCUCCAAUAGUGUAUUAAAUAUUACAAAUGGUGAUAAACUAAAAAAAAAAGGCUUUCAACCAAUUUACACAGUCUUCAUCAAUUGAAAUGACACAUUUUAUAUAACAGCAUAGCACACGCAAUUUCUUGUUUCAAGGGAACAGGAACGUGACCUGUUUCCAAGGUCAAUAAUGUCAGUUUAUUAAGAUGUUAUAUAUGGUUAAAUAUGAUGUAGGCCUACUAAAACCGCUUUUUUGUAUAUUAUAGAUAUGGUUAUUUUCUUAAAUGUUUCCUUUGGACUAUUCAUUUGGAAAAUAUUCUUGUACUAUUAUUGUAUUACUUAUUAUGGGGAUAACACUUACUUUAAUCCCUAUUAUAUUAAAAUAUGUGUUCAUUUAACUUUUCUUUACUGAAACCAAUUAAAAACAUCCUGCAGCAUCAGUUUCCUUACAUGACCUCAAUCAUUACGGCCCGUCGUGAAAAAUGAUUGACAUGAAAACCAACCAAUAAUUAAAAAAGGUCAAAGUAUUGACAGAAGGUUUUGUCCAAUCAGGUUUUGGAUUAAAACGAGUAGGUGGGGUUUACGAUUGGUGCGUUCGUUACAGCACCUCGGCUGAGCCCGGUUCUUGGGCGUACAUUCAUAGAUGGUGAAAUUCACUCUCCGGGAGUUCUUUCAUGGUUGAAAAACGGUCACUUUUAAACACAAUGGAGUGUUUUUAUUGAAUCAAACUACCUGUGUUGAUUUGACUAUUUCCUGGAACCUGCCCGGAAGCUUGAUUCGACCCUCAUCACAUGGACAGCAGUCACCCGGGUCCGGACAAACCUAAUGCACCCGCUGGCCGUGUUUUGUUGUUUUCCAGCGGGUUGUAUCGUGUUGGCCUGUCAAACUAACCGUGUGACUUUUGCUGGAAACGACGAGACUGGAUUAUCAGGGAUGCACAUGACUAAAAAGACCAGGAACACAAUGAAACCUCCAUCACAGUCACCUCCUGUAAGCAGUUUAGUAUUUGAUGGCGUCUACAACAAUGCCAGAAUGCUCCAUUUCCUCACAGCAGUGGUGGGCUCCACCUGUGAUGUGAGAGUGAAAAACGGCGCAGCCUACGAGGGAGUCUUUAAGACUUUAAGCUCACAGUGUGAACUGGCUGUGGAUGCUGUCCAUAAACAGAGCAAUGGUGAUGGAGGAGGAGGAGGCGAGGAAGGAGGAGGAAGCCAGUCCUCUCAACCCAAGAUCGAAGAUAUCACAGACACCAUGAUCUUUAGCCCCGCCGACCUGGUGACCAUGACCUGCCGCGAUGUCGACCUAAACUUUGCUGUCAGAGACACGUUCACUGACACGUCUAUCAGCGCAACCCGAGUGAACGGGGACCACCGGGAGAAGGUCCUGCAGAGGUGGGAUGGAAACGGAAACGGAGAAAACUUUGAGCUGGAAGCAGACGCGUCUAACGGCUGGGACGCCAACGAGAUGUUCAAGUUUAACGAGGAGACGUACGGCGUCAAGUCCACUUACGACUCCAGCCUCUCCAUGUAUACCAUGCCUUUGGAGAAGGGUACCUCUGAGGGAUUCCGUCAGAGGGAAGCGCGAGCCGCUCGGCUGGCCAAUGAGAUCGAGGGCAGCCUGCAGUACCGCCGGCGCGUUUCUCUGGAGAACGACGAGGGCCGCAGCGAGGAGGACAAAUACAGCUCGGUGGUGAGGGAGAGGGAGGAGAGGGCGAGCCCCGGCUUCAUCCCCACCGGCAGGGAAGGUAAAUACAUUCCCCUCCCUCAGCGGGCCCGAGAGAUCGGAAUGGGCCGGUCCGGGGCCUCUGGGCGCACCGCCCCCCCUUCCUCCUCCAGACACCCCCCGGCCGGCGCCUCCUCCCCCAAACCCCCGUCUGACCGCAGCAGCCCGCUGUCCGUCAGAAACUCCUACUCUCCCCACCAAUCACAGGGCAGCCCACCCGCUGCCGGCAGCCCUCCCUGCACCAAUCACGUCCUCCCGAACUCCCUCUCUCACCCACAGGCCCUCGGUGACAACGCACCGCUCUUCUGUCAACGGAGUGUCUCCGUUCCUUCCAGAACUUCCCCUAAAUCCCAGAGACUCCAGAGCAGGAUCUCGCGCAACCCCAACUCCCAGUCCUCAAGUGCAGUCUCUCGAGCCACGCCCCUCGAUCUCCCAAUGGGCGGCCCUGUUUUCUUGGACUCCAACUCCACCUCCGCUGUCACCAUGGCAACAUCCGGCGCCAAAGCCUCCGGCCCGACCCCGCUGUUCACUGUCGAUGUGAAUGAGAUCCUGAACACAGCAGCUAAAGAGAGAUCUGAAAGUCUGGCUGAAGGGAAGAGCACCAAAGCUCCCUCUGUGCAGCAGAGGAACCAGCUGGAGGAGCUGCGCAAGUUCGGCAAAGAGUUCCGGCUGCAGCCCACCUCCUCCCCAGCAGCGAGCCCAGCCUCUGCAGAUCCUGCUCAGCACGACUCCUCCCCGCCCAAACCUGUUCCCUCCUCUGCCCAGGACCUGCAGCAGACCCCUGAGGCUCCUGCUGGCCCCCAGGCCUCAGGGCCGGAGGGGCCGCAGCCUGGGACCAGCCAGCCGGCCCCCGGCAACGAGGAGAGCUGUUCAGAGAGCGGGGAGCGGCCAGAGGCUGCUACGCAAAUGAAAAUCUCAACAUUGAAUCCAAAUGCAAAAGAAUUUCAACCCAUAAAAGUGAAUAUAGUCCAGAAGCCUGCACCGACCCCCACCCCUCCUCGGCCAACCCCUCCCAGCCCCCUCCUGAUUCUGGCCCCCCAAGGACAGCCAGGGGGAGGCGCCAUCUACAACACCCCCCCGGGACACUACCUGUCCUACAUGUCCCCCCUGCACAUCCAAGGACACCAGAUCCAGGCUCCUCAGAUGUAUCAGUACACCAUCAACCAGGGCAAAUACCCCAGAGCCAAAGGCCCGGUGGUGGGCCAGCGUCCGGAGCACCAUCCCUCCUCCACCUCCCCCAUGAUCUCCGCUGCAGCCUCAGCAGCAGGACCCCCACUGGUGGCCUCACCGUACCCCCAGUCCUACCUGCAGUACGGUCAGAUGAUCCAGACCCUGCCCCCCCAUUUCCACGGACAGCCAGUUUACUCAAUGCUGCCGGGGGGAGCGAGGAUGCUGACAUCAGGGGCCCCCCCUCAGCAGAUGGGGCCUCCUGGGGGCCAGUACCCCGGCCAGGCUGAGAGCCUGCAGGGGCAACAGCAGGCCAUGUAUGCUCAGUCGUUCUCUCACCACUCGGGCGCCAUGCAUCACCCUCAGCCCUCCAGCACCCCCACUGGGAACCAGCCCCCGCCCCAGCACUCAGCCCCCAGUCCAGGACACAAUCAGUCGAGUCAGGCUGGCCCUCAGCCUCAGAACAUGUUCCACACUGGAGGCCUGUCGGCCCCCACCCCUCCUAACAUGCAGCCGGGCCACAGCUCCCCCCAGGCCUCCUACGCCAUGCAAGGCUACAGCCUGCCCACCCACCAGGCUCUGCCCCACGGCUUCCCCUCCAUCAGCCAGCUCACACAGGCUCAUGUAGCAGGAGGCAUGGCGGGCCCCCACCACUCUGCUGGUCACGGCCUGCCGCCCGUCAUGCUGCACUACGUCUCCCCUCAGCAGGGCGGGGGCUCCAACCCCCAGCACGGCCCCCAGCAGGGGGCCCCACAGCACUUCUACAUCGGACACCCCCAAGCUGUCCAGGUGCAGGCUCACCCCUCCCAGCAGCUGUCCUUCCACCCCUCUGCAAACUGAAGCCCUCCCUCACCGCUGGAUUCAGGAGAGGAAGAAGAAACCCCCCCCCCCACCCCAAAAAAAAAUAUCCCCAAGCAACUUGUAACAUUCCCACCUCCUGACACCAAAUUAACACUAUCAUUUUUACCCACCUCAUCUUUUAGACAUGAAGACGUUUCUUGGAUUUUUAAGUGUAAAUACAGACUGUUUUCACUUGGAGCUGGUCUGAAGACGGUAACUGGUGGAAUCAUUUAGACUGACGACAGUGGGAAACAA
Messenger RNA from Gymnodraco acuticeps, 4905 nucleotides. RefSeq names its product ataxin 2-like (gene atxn2l). Gene Ontology annotation, molecular function: RNA binding. Gene Ontology annotation, biological process: cytoplasmic stress granule assembly. The record is from RefSeq and is a predicted model, not a curated record. Gene Ontology annotation, cellular component: cytoplasmic stress granule. Lineage: Eukaryota; Metazoa; Chordata; Actinopteri; Perciformes; Bathydraconidae.